GUACGCCAAGCAUCGUCCUCUGAUGCAGCUGCCAGACUGCUUUUGAAGAUACUGAAGAAUAGAGCAAACUGCGAAACACCCCUUAAAACGGCUUUAGCAUGCCUAAAACGCAAGUAUCGCACAUUUGACGGCACAUGCAACAAUCUUUGUAACAUAACUCUGGGAUCCGCGGAACAACCUCUAGAGCGUUUACUGCCACCCGACUAUGAAGGAGAUCCUGGUAGUCAAGCACCACGAAGUUUGGGAGUUGAUUUUAAGCUACUUUCAAAUCCCAGAAAAGUUAGCGUUGAAGCUUUGGAGAACAAUGAUACUGCGAAUAUCAAUGGCACUAUUGUGAAUUUUACCCACCUGACAAUGACCUGGGGACAAUUCCUAGAUCACGAUAUCACCUUAACAGAGCUGUCUGAAGGCUUAGAUUGUGGGAUAAACAAUGCACCAUGCCAACCCAUUCCUGAAUGUGUUAACAUAAAAAUCCCGAAUGGUUUAGAACUGUUAUUUAACGAAUCUGUACAAUGCAUUCCUCUUGCGGGGUCUGUGAGAAACCCAGCUGGUGACCAGGUU
This is a messenger RNA of Porites evermanni, 561 nucleotides long. Lineage: Eukaryota; Metazoa; Cnidaria; Anthozoa; Scleractinia; Poritidae. The record is from the annotation of a GenBank genome assembly.